Talaromyces amestolkiae is the source of this 555-nucleotide messenger RNA. RefSeq lists its product as uncharacterized. NCBI's taxonomy places the organism in Eukaryota, Fungi, Ascomycota, Eurotiomycetes, Eurotiales, Trichocomaceae. Gene Ontology annotation, molecular function: oxidoreductase activity. The record is from RefSeq and is a predicted model, not a curated record. Bases 1 to 555 code for a protein of 184 amino acids. The transcript has a single exon.
AUGAUUUCACAACGCAUUCUUCGCCUAUCUAUCUACCACUACUUCAAUCCGGACAAACCGGAGUCUGAGGUAUACGAGUUUGCCACAAACGACCAUGCAGUCAAAGCAGUCAAAAUCCACCAGCAGCAUGGUCUUUUGGGAUAUUCUCUGGUAAGCUAUGAUACCCUUUCAGCUUUUGUUCGCUACGGGGCUUUGUCCAAUGGUAACUCAUCAUUGAACAUUCAGGUUUACGCUCCCAAGAGGGCCCAAAAGCUGCUUUUCGACUGGAAAGAAAAGUUCAACCGAAAUUGGGUGCUCGAAGACUACGACGCCGCGGUUGAGUUCUACUUCAAGGAUUUCGAUAGCAUGAAUGCGAUUGCGCAAGACCCUGGAUUCCAUCGACUCCAACAAGAGGAACUUCCGUUUAUUGAUCAGAAUCGGCCCCCAAAGGCAACAUUCGGCUGGGUGGAAGCGUAUAUUGUUGAUGGAAAAAUCGUUAACAUCAAGGACGACCGGUCAACAUUUCCGCCGUUUAAACAGCUAGCUGACAUUGUUUACCCGGGAGUUUCGGAGUGA